GGUGGCCUUGUCUGUAGAGGGGUUAUCAAUUAUCCCUGGUGCACAUAUCCGUGUUCUCUACAAUUCAGAUACUGUAAAAUAUGUAAUUAGGACUACAAAGAUGGCUUCUACUGUAGAAGAUCCCUGCAUCUCAUCUUCCUGCCCCCAAGAGACCUACUAAAGCUUGACUCUUGGCUCACUGCUCCCAGCAAGGCAGCAGAUCCUCACUACAAAGCCAGGGAUCCCUGGUCACCUCCCUUGCCCUUUUCUUCCCGGAUGGAACAAGAUUAUCAUCGGGGUGUGUGUGAACACCAGGACUCAGAAGACAAAGGGAUGGGCUCCGAUUUUGAGAACUCUGAGGACAGGGAAGGGGACCCAGAAGAAAGACAAAUGGGCUUUAAUCCACAGGACACAGACAAGAAAGAAGGCCACCCAGAGCUGGAGAUGGGCUCUCACCCACAGGACUCCAGGGAGAGAGAAGUAGUGCCCAAUGUCUGCACAGCGGGGCUGCUAAGUGAGGAAGAAGGGGUUGCUCUCCGGGAGGAAGAGGAUGACCAAGCUGGCAUAGCUGACAUGGGGACGUUCCCAGGACUGUCCGAGUCAGACAGCAUAUCCCGGAGCCCCCGGGAAGAGGAGGAGGAGGAGAGUGGUGGGGAGAACCGGCUAGAAGAGGAAGAGGAGCAGCCGCCCCCUCCGGUACUGCCCUGGAGGCGACACCUCUCCCUGGGCAGUCGGCACCGGGGUGACAAGACUGCCCACCGCCGCUUCCACCGGCUCCACCACCCCAUGGCUGUGGACCUCGGGGAGCUGGACAGCCUGGUGGCCAGCAUCAUGGACGCGCCCACCAUCUGCCCCGACUGCGGGGAGAGCUUCAGCCCGGGCGCCGCCUUCCUGCAGCACCAGCGCAUCCACCGCCUGGCCGAGGCCGCCGCCGCGGCCAGCCUGGAGCCCUUCGGCUUCGCGGGCGAGUGCGGCGCCAUGGUGGGGAUGAUGGGCGUGGGCGUGGCGGGUGGCUUCGGCACGGGGCCCGCGCUGGCCCGGCCGCCGCGGGAGAAGCCCUUCCGCUGCGGGGAGUGCGGCAAGGGCUUCAGCCGCAACACGUACCUGACCAACCACCUGCGCCUGCACACGGGCGAGCGGCCCAACCUGUGCGCCGACUGCGGCAAGAGCUUCAGCUGGCGCGCCGACCUGCUCAAGCACCGGCGCCUGCACACGGGCGAGAAGCCCUACCCGUGCCCCGAGUGCGGCGAGGCCUUCAGCCUCAGCUCGCACCUGCUCAGCCACCGGCGCGAGCACGCGGCGGCCAGCGGCGCGGGGGCGGCGGCGCUGCGGCCCUUCGCCUGCGGGGAGUGCGGCAAGGGCUUCGUGCGCCGCUCGCACCUGGCCAACCACCAGCGCAUCCACACGGGCGAGAAGCCGCACGGCUGCGGCGAGUGCGGCAAGCGCUUCAGCUGGCGCUCGGACCUGGUGAAGCACCAGCGCGUGCACACGGGCGAGAAGCCCUACAUGUGCUCCGAGUGCGGCGAGACCUUCAGCGUCAGCUCGCACCUCUUCACGCACAAGCGCACGCACUCGGGCGAGCGGCCCUACGUGUGCCGCGAGUGCGGCAAGGGCUUCGGGCGCAACUCGCACCUGGUCAACCACCUGCGCGUGCACACGGGCGAGAAGCCCUUCCGCUGCGGCCAGUGCGAGAAGCGCUUCAGCGACUUCUCCACGCUCACGCAGCACCAGCGCACGCACACGGGCGAGAAGCCCUACACGUGCCUCGAGUGCGGCAAGAGCUUCAUCCAGAGCUCGCACCUGAUCCGCCACCGCCGCAUCCACACCGGCAACAAGCCGCACAAGUGCGCCGGCUGCGGCAAAGGCUUCCGCUACAAGACGCACCUUGCGCAGCACCAGAAGCUGCACCUGUGCUAGGGCUGGGUCCGCGGGAGCUUGCCCUCCGGGGAGCGUGUGGGGAGCAGAUGUCCUGGGACAGACCCUGGGGAAGGGGCGGGAGGACGCUUCUGAGAGUGACUGCAGAGCCUAUUGGUGUUAGGGGGUCCUGAAGGGGAGGGUUGAGUGAGAGUUCUUUCCGGAGGUGAUGCCUUCCUGAAGUACAUGCUGUAGGGGGUGAAGAGCGUGGAGGAGCAGGAGCUUUGAGGGCCUUGAGGAAGGGAGUUGGGGGUGGGGUGGGAACAGGUGGCAGGCAGUAGAGUAGGGUGGGCUGUGAUGGCCUGUGGGAAUCAGGGGAGAGGGUGUGGUUGGAGCGAGGGUUUGGGGUAUAAGUAGUUCUAUCCUGGUCCCACCAGGUGGUAAGCCAGUGUUUGCCCUUGUCCCCACACAGCAGCUAUAGCCCCACGAAAAGUAGGGGAACCCUGUCGAUCCCAUAGGAGAGAGGAUUUUUAGAAUUCUCUUCCCUUCCUUUCUCUGAGCCACAGUUAGCUGCUAUUUUGAGGCAUCCAGGGGAAACUGGGCAGAAAACUACACACCCUCAUUUCAAGGGGCAGCUUCUAGCACUUAGAAAUUCAUUUAUAACUGGUUCUCAGAUCUCCUGGGAAAUCCUGUUCCUGCCCCUGGUUCUUUGCUACUUCCUUGAAACUACUCUAGCUUCGGGCUGAGGCAAGGUUGUCUACCUGGAUGAUCGGCCUCCUGCCCCCUCCCCUCAGCCCGUGUAUGUGCCACAUCCAGUUUUUCUUUCAGGUCUCACCUGUGAUCUUUUAAGUGCAAGGAAAAGGAACAACCCCAGCUAUGUGUGACUUUCCCAGGUCAGCUUGAUGCAUGUGUUUCAAGUGAACUUCAGGCCAUCAACAGUUGCCCUAGUGCCCUGCUACGAAAGGUAGCUAGCUCAGAGUUUUGCUGGCCUUUAUGUGAGAAAUGCAGGAAAGCCAAGCGUUCACAUGUUGGGAUGCAAGGCUCGUCUGUCUCAUUUGCCUUCACUUUGCAUCUGUGUACCCUGUCCCCCACUAACCCCCACCUCCAUCCAUAUCGAUGAGGGAUUUAGUCCAAGUAGGAAAGUCUUCUUCCUACAUGUGGAGGCACAGUAGAAAUCUCAAGGCUUUACACAAAGAGGGCACAGUCAGGGAGAGGUGUAAAUGCAAAAUUGCCAAAUAGCACAAGCAAUGAAUGUUCUCUGGUGAUUCUAUAGAUGCCAAAAUCGCACUUUGGUAUUUCCAAAGUGCUUUAUGCUUUUUAAUGAUCGUUAGUUGUUUCUCACAUCAUUGUGAGGUAGAUCAGUAUUAUGACCCCUGUCUUAGGGAAGCCCCGGGGACAGGAGUGUAGCAAUCUGUCCUGAAGAGAGCAAGCUGAUGACAGUGUGAAUAGUUGUGGUCUGACCUUUUGCGUUCUCCAGCUCAGCUGCUAGGAACACUUACCUGUCAGUCAUGAUUUUUAUAAUAAAAUAAGGACACUGAAAAUUGUUAUGCUUGAUGGAAAACUUAAGGCUAGCCUAGAAGGGCCAAAAAUGUCCUUAAUUGACAAAGCUGGUCUUUGUCACCUAAUUAAGGUAUCCUAGCUAUGUUCCCUUUCUAGUAGGGGGCUGUAGUUAGAUGACUCUUGUAUAGAUUUCAGUUACCUAUGCUGAAAGUUCCUCCCUUAGGUUAGCCUUUAGAAGUUAGAGUUGUGGAAAGCAGUAUUGUUUUCUUCACUAGCAAUUGUUACCCUAUACCUUUCAUGGAAGCAUCUUCAGAAACUGUUGAACACAGUUGAAGGGGAAAAAAAAAACCUAAAAAUUGUUUUUACAGUUUUAGCAAAAUUUCUGUGGAUGCUAGUAAUUUAUAUUGUGAUCAGUUGUAUUCUAGUAAAGAACCUCUUUGGGGACUGUAGGAAAGCAUGUUUUUGUCAUAAUAAAAACACUUUUUAAAAAAUCCUGAUAAUUCUGGGCUUGUAUAAUACCUGUUAAUCUUGCCCUCUUAAUCAGUUUAUUGUUAUUCACAAAUGCAAAUAGAUUUUCAAACUAUAGACAGUUUUGAAAGAUAUUACUUCCUUUUCAUUUUCUUUUAGUCAAGAGUAAUAAAUACAAGCAAAGCAAGUGUCCAUUGUUAAUUCUGACUCUUGCAGUCCGAAUACUAAGUGUGUAAGACCCAUUUGAAAAGAAUAUAGCCAAUUUGUAGGUGAUCUUACUCCUUGUGGGUUUUUUCCAUGAACAUCUACCUCUUCCAGCUGUUUUAAGUUCUCUCAAGUCUGUGCCUAUGAAAUCUCAUCCAACUUUUGAUGAUUCAUGGGUUGAUUAUCCACUUUAUAGGUUAUUUGUUCUUUUGCAGCCAUCGUCAUGCAUAGUCUCAUCUGCAUCAAAUAUGCUACGUAUCAAGGGUUCAACAGGGAGUGGAGAUUAAAGCUAAUGUAAAAUAAUGUAGUGGCCAUAGAAAUCUUUGGACUUCAUUUACCUCUUGUUUUUCCUGUUACCAUGGAUAAGAGAGUCAGCCACUAUGUUGUUACUCCUUCUAUGAACAAAUCCCUUAGCAGAAGCAAACAGUUCAACCACAACAUCCCACUCUGUUGGUGCAUUUAAAAUGUGAUUCCAUUUUUCUUACAACUCUUCAGGGAACCUAUCUGUAUUAAGUAAGGUUAAAUGCAUUCAGGAAGUUGUUUCUUAUAUCUAGUUUUAGAAUAAUAGUACAUCUUCAGCAAACCCUGUUACCUGUGGUUCACCCUUGAAAAUGUAAAUCUGAAGACUCCUUCCACCAACUCAUUAAUGAUGGUGGAGGCAAGUGUAUUAUUUGUUUCCUGGAGAAUAUGAUCAAGAGCAGUCUUCCUCUGCUACCCUUUACUAAGCAAAACCUGGAACAGUUUAAAUAGGCUAAAUGGUUUUGAUUAAAUCUUGAGCUCUGAGUUGAAAGGAGAUGAGACAUUAUCCCCUUGAGCCAUGUCGUCUCUUUACAAUUAAGAGGCUGUACAUAUGUGAAAAAGUACAAAUUAAGAACCUGUGUUCAUAGACAAUCUGAACUGUUUCUGAAGUUUGUGCACAUUUUCCUUCAUUGUAAUGUUAUUUUACAGCUGUUUGUUAAAAUAGUGAAUAAUUUAAUGCUCCUAAAAGUAACAGGUUUUGUGUGAGUGUGUGCUUGUGUAUGUGAGAAUUGCCUUAUUUUCAGGUUAUUUUAUUUAAUUAUGGUUCUUUGGACAGAAUUCUGGUGUUCAGCAACCAAUAUGGAAUAUUUGUCAUUAAAUCUACAUCAGUCUUUUACCAUGUC
Propithecus coquereli (Coquerel's sifaka) is the source of this 5147-nucleotide messenger RNA. It is a transcript of the gene ZNF697, whose product is annotated as zinc finger protein 697. Gene Ontology annotation, biological process: negative regulation of transcription by RNA polymerase II. NCBI's taxonomy places the organism in Eukaryota, Metazoa, Chordata, Mammalia, Primates, Indriidae. Gene Ontology annotation, molecular function: DNA-binding transcription repressor activity, RNA polymerase II-specific. The transcript is spliced from 3 exons. Bases 256 to 1896 code for a protein of 546 amino acids. The record is from RefSeq and is a predicted model, not a curated record.